Messenger RNA from Saxophila tyrrhenica, 423 nucleotides. RefSeq lists its product as uncharacterized. Gene Ontology annotation, cellular component: mitochondrion; cytosol. Gene Ontology annotation, molecular function: deaminase activity. The transcript is spliced from 2 exons. The coding region runs from base 1 to 423 and encodes 140 amino acids. The record is from RefSeq and is a predicted model, not a curated record. NCBI's taxonomy places the organism in Eukaryota, Fungi, Ascomycota, Dothideomycetes, Mycosphaerellales, Extremaceae.
AUGCCGGCCGUCACUUUCCAUGUUUACGAGGGGUUUGGCCAGUAUGCCAAAGAGAACCUCCACUUCAGUCAAGCAGUCAGAAUCGGCGACAGGGUUGAGAUCUCAGGUCAAGGCGGCUGGAAAGCCAACACACUCCCACCGACCCUCUCCGACAGCUUGGAGGAGCAGAUCGAUCAGGCGUUCAGCAACAUCGACUUAGCGAUGCGAGCGGCAGGCGGCAACGGCAUCUCGCAGGUUUACCGCAUCAGCUCUUAUCAUGCGCGGUUGUCGGCCACACCGGAGACGAUGGAGAUCAUGACUAAGGCGCUUGCAAAGUGGUUUCCGGACUACUGUCCUAUAUGGACUGCGGUGGGCGUGGAAGCUCUGGGGUUGUCGGAGAUGAUGGUGGAGAUCGAGGCAGUAGCGUACGACCCAAAGGAGUAG